AAACUAAAAUAGCAGGGACUGCUAACUUGAGAAUAAUAUUCAGGUUUAUUUAUUAGAUAUCAUAUAAUUAAAAAACAAUUUUCUAUAUGGUUACAUAUUUUUUAAAUUUGUAAACAAAACUCAUAAAAAAUAAAUAAAAAACAAAUAAUAUCAAUUAUAACAAAGAGCAAAGAAUACUUAACUUGUUGACUCCUAUCUUUAUGACACACUAUAAUAGUUGGCAACGCUUACACUUUGACAUUGCUGCAACUCGUCAAUACACAAUUUAUAUUAUUGUUAUAUUUCGUGCCGCCAAUAUUAUCUUAUUUCAAACUUUCUUAUUUAAAAUUUUUUUGGUAUCGAAAUUAUGAAAAACAUGAAGAAGGCGAGUUGUCACAAUCAAAGUAUAAAACGAUUUUUAUCGCCACAGCCUUCAAACAUUCCUUGUAAAAAGCAAUGCAAGCAAAUGGAUAUGACAAAUAAGUGCACUACUACUCGAAGAGACAAGAACAUUUGCCUCUUUUCACUUAACGCCACUAAACAAUCAUCUGAUGAAAUGGAAAAAAGACAGGAUUUGAAUACUAACAAUGCAGUGAAUAAGUUUGAUUGGAACAGUUUUGUGCGAGAUCCUGGCGAAAUACAAGAGAGCCGAUAUCCAGUAACCCUUAACACUUUCAAAACUAUGACCCUUUGUUUGAGUAUCGUCAAUUGCAUACUCGAGGAUAUAAAAAGUGCAACAAGUCUCGACUUUUUAAAUGAUGACCUGAUGAAAGAGCGAGUUAUAAAAAACUUUUAUAUUCAAUUCUAUGAAAACCCACAAAUUCGCAAUAUAUAUAAGCUAGAAACAAAGCCAUGCCCAACAUUUGUAAAAAAGAAAAUAAUGCAGGUACCAACAUUGGAAAAUAUUGAAGCUAAAGAUAGUACUACUAAUGCUGCCAAAGUAGCCACUGCAAAUAUUGCGGACGGUGAGGAUGUUAGCAAACCAACAGAAUUGAGGGUACCUGUAGAACACGCUCUUAAAAUCGCUGAACCUAUAGAACCGUUAAACAAACCAGCAGAUCUGGAACGAGUUGAAGCAAAAUCAACCAAAUCACAAGAAUAUGAAAUAUCGCCACAGCAGGCUAAGGCAAAAUCGAAUAUAUUGUAUAUAUCGAAAAAUACAUUAUUUAUGGAUGAGACAUUUUUACGCAGGCAUGUGAGUCGCAAUAUUCAACAAGAGGAAAAACUAGAAAAAAUUUUAGAGCAGAUAUAUGCCGAGUUGCUGCCACGAAAAAAGUCUGAAGUAAAACAAAAGCUAAAACCUACAACAGUGCAGGAAAUAGCAGAUGAAGUCGCAAUUGACAUUAGCAAAAGUCCUGAAGACACUACAGCUUUAAUAUCAAGGGAACAGCGCUUGGAACAAGCUAAGCACUUAUAUUUUAAAGACUAUACAAAAACAAAUACAUUAGCAUAUGCUUUACGUUUUCAUAACGGCUUAAAGAGGCGCAUAAUUUCAGCCGUUCUGGAUAUGUCAAUCGAUGAGUUCAAAAAGUAUACAAAAAUUCAUGAUGCUCCAGAACUUUAUGAUGAUGCCAAAUUACUAAACGAUUGUUACAAUUAUGCGAUCAAAGCACCUCAAAUUUGGCCUGUCAAUCUGCAUAUGCAGUUGAGUGAUUUAUAUGAAUAUCUCAAAUCAAGAAGUGUUACAGGUGUUAGUGUUGAUAAUUUGGAAGAUAUUUCACCGAUGUUGUUGCAUUGGACUGAGCUAGCUGUUAUAACGAAUUUUGAUAAAAUUAUGCAAUGGGAUUUUUAUCGUUGUAAUGGUAAAAAAUUUCGUCAAUUCACGCAUAUGGAUGUAUUUCGUAAAAAAUUUUAUGAGAAAUGUUGGAUACAUAACACUUGGUUGCAAGAAGUACCAAAGCUGCAUAUCGAUGUGCAAAAACAGUUAGAAACGAGAAUGGUAGUUGUUGAAGAUGAUAUUGUAAAAGAAGAAGAAGAAGCUAAAAAAGAUGAGUCUACAAAUUUCAUGAACGUAGAUGGUGAGCACAGCGCAGAAGCGAACACUAAUAAUAUAAUAGCAAAUGCUGCGCACGCGCAAGAUGCCAGCGCUGGCCCCUUAACGGAAACUAAUGAAGAAUUGUUGUCACAUAAUCUUACCGAAGCAAGUUCGGUCGAACAAGCAGUAACUGUAAAUAACGUACCAAAUACUUUACCCGAAGCAACUGUAAAUUUACAGACAACAACAACAGCAGUUGUGGAAAUAAUUACCAAUUCAAAUGAGAAUAUUGUGGCAAGCAAACGAGCAGUAGACGUACAACAGCGCAUUCAAGCAGCGCAGAAAUUGUACUUUUAUAAAGUAGAGAAAUCAUGUACUCUACCCUAUCUACUACGCCUACAUAACGGUUUAAAGCGGUGUAUACUACACGCCAUACUAAAUAUGACCUACACAGAAUUCAAACAAUACACACACAUAUACGAUGCAGCAGAGAUUUACGAAAAUAACGAGCUUUUACAGCAUUGCUAUGACUUUGUGGUCAAAAAGCCGCAAGUAUGGCCCGUUAAUCUCUAUAUGCGUUUGGUAGAUCUUUACAAAUUUCUCAAAAUCAAAGGCGUUACACUUACAGCAGCCGACUUGAAGCAUGUAUCACCGAAACUUUUACAUUGGCAUGAUCUGAUUGCGUCAACUAAUUACGAUUACAUACUAUUUUGGGACCACUACCGGAGUCGUGGUAAAAAAAUGCCUAAAAAUAAGCCGCCACCAAAUACAUAUCGUCAAAAGUUUUAUGAGAAAUGUUGGAUUAAUGACAGUUGGAUAUGGCAUACGCCCAAAAUUUGCGACAAUAUACUUACUGAUAUCUUUGGGGCAGUUGCAGCAACUGAAGAUGUGGAGAAUGCCAAUUUUGAAAGAGCAGUUAUGACACAUGCGCUGGAAGAGCGGGUGACGGAAAGUGUCUCGCCGACAGAAGACGAAGCGAUAAAUGACGCUACAAAUGGACCACCGCCUGUGCAAGCGAUUGCGCAUGAAAACGUAGUGCUGGCCACGAAUAAUACACGAAGCGUUAAUACUGUUGAUGCGGAGAUACAAACAUCACAACACCUACUUGCUGCAUUUACCAACUCGUUAACAGUUAUGCGCGAGCCAGAAGUAACAGCACAAAAUCCUUGCCUUAUCGUUUCAGCCAACCCAGUCAUAUUGCCUUGCAAAGCGAUUAAAAAAGAGAAGCUCUCACCACUCGAUAAAUUGCAAUUCAAUCUAACGAACGAUGAGAAGAAUUACGAAUGUAUGCCAGUGCCGGAUGAUGUAGUCGAUCUGGAGGGUUCAAUAUCAGCAAACGAGUCACAAGAAGAGUUAAUGCUGCCACUUUUGAAUAGUGAAAGUUUGUUCACACCUGUCAACAAAUUGUUUUUGUCACUUGAUUCUACAGAAGAUAAAUUUGCACAAUUGACAGAAAAUGUGGACAAUGAAAGCAUAAGGGAACAACAACCAAGUCUCGAAUUGAAUAAUCAGCAAACGCAAUUGAUGCCAGAGUGCGCAUUGGAAAUGGAAAUUGAAGUACAGUCGACAGAAGAUCUACAUGAGCAAACAACAACAACAACACAGCAAUCACUGACUGUUGCAGUAAUAGAGAGUAACCAAGCUUCUUUUGAGCAGCCACCAAUUGAAACGCAAGCAAAAACAAUAAAAACACAUUCUGCACAACAACCAGCGGAGACAUGCUCGCUACAAGAACAACAAAAACAAUCGAAUAUUGUCGUACAACAAGUGUUAACAAGUGAGCAAGUCAACGUUCCGGCGUUUAUUUCACGCGAAGUGAAGCAAGAGCUGCUGCAACAAGUGCAACAACCUACCGGUAAUUGUACUGAACAACUGAAACAAAAACAACAAACAGUGAAACAGUUAAAAAAUACAGCUAUAGAAGUGACAACAGCACUAACAAGAAUACUUGAAGCUCAUAAGUUGGCGCAACAACAAAAGCAACAACAUAAUAGAACAAAAAGCGCACCGGCGACAGUGGAAUUGCAAUCGGAACAACAGCAAAACCAAACACUAGAAACACCUGCAGCGAUGGAAAAGCAACAACAACCUUCACAACAAAAACAACCUUUACAGCAACAACGAUUUUCACAACAACAAUUUUCACAACAACAACAGUCACAAAAGCAACAACCUUCACAACAACAACAACCAAAAACAACAAUCGAUCAGCAGCAAAUACAGAAACAUCAACAAGAACCACCAACUGUUAUGAUACCACUGUCAAAAUCGCAACAACAACAGAAAAAACAUCAACAGCAAAUUGCAGUUUUAAAACCGGCGACGCAAAAGCAGCGAGUGAUAAAAGCGCCACCGACAAUACAACAGCAACACGAAAGCGUGACAAUAGCGCCACAGCCAAUACAACAACAACAAGAAAGCGUGACAAUGGCGCCACAGCCAAUACAACAACAACAAGAAAGCGUGACAAUUGUGUCACAGUCAAUACAAAAACGACAACAACAAAAUACAUUUACAACAAUCACUGAAAUAUCGUCUAAUCACAAAAAACGGCAACAAUACACAGAGUUGCAGCCAAAACAACAAACAUCAAAAGAGCAGCGGCCAACACUACAACAACAUACCUCGCUUCGGCAACAACAACAACCACCGCUACCAACCGUGGUAAUACCACUGUCAGCACUACAACAACAACAACAACAACCGCUAUCAACAGUGGUAAUACCACUACAACAACAAAACGAAGCAGUUGAAAAACAGGCAACGCAAAAGCUUAGAAUGCCGGUAGAACAACAAACCACACAGCAACAACCAGAAAUAAUAAAAUCUCAGAGAACACCUCAAAUAUCUCAAAUUACCGAAACACAAAAAGUUACUCACACACAAAAACCGCUAGAGCCGAAGCGAUUGGUCAAGCCAAUUCAGCCGAGUCCACCACUAACCACACGAAUUCAUGUACAACAACAAUUGCAGCAGCAGCAGCAAAAACAAGAACAUCGGCAAAUUGAAAAAGAAAUGAAUGAGUUGCUCCAAGAACAGCAAUUAGUGCCACAGAUUGUGGCAAUAGCAGCCGAUACGCAAACUCAACCGAAGUUGCAAGAGUUAUCGCCACAACUAACACAAACAGCGCCACCAAACCAUUUAGUAGCACAACAACUAGCAAUAAAUAACCAAAACAUAACGGAACUUGCUGAAAACGCACAGACAUUGAUGGAGCCAAUUGAACAAAAUCAAGCCUUGCAACAACAAAUAAUAGUAGAAAGCUUCAAUGCAAGCAAACAAGCUGGAAUCGAGUUCUUGUCACAACCAACUGCACACCAGCGUCAACUUAAUCAACCGCAAUUUAUUCUACAACGCACAAGCACUCAGAUACAGGAGCAGCUAAUGAUUCGACCAACCUGUACGCUGUCGCAAGACUCUCCAGUCAAUCUGCCGCCAAUGGUGAAACUCGCCAAUAAACAAACAAGCAACACAACAAAGGUGAAAACUGUAAAGUCUACAAAAGCAACAACACGCAAGGGCGCAAAGAAUAGCGAUUAUGUGCCACAACUCACGCACGUCUUCCAACCGUUACCUGUUGCCUUAAACACCAAAAAAGCAACUACUCAGUCAAUAGCCACUGACAGCUUGCGACAAUUUACCACAGACGUUGCAACACCAAAUAACCAGCAACCGCAACAAUUAACUUCAGCCGUCGGAGAGCAAUUAAGCACAGCUAGCAAUAUAAACGUAUCGCCACCAAAUGCAAAUGCCAUGAUUUUAACGCUGCCCGCAACCAUGAACGCGGCAAGCAGCAGUGCGUCCAAUACAUCGUAUGUGUAUACGCUGAGCGGCGAUAGUACAUUCUUCAAUAGUUCGGAAAUCUUGAAGGCGAUUGAAAAUUAUCAACUUCAACUUAGUCAACAGCAACUGGCGCAGUCAGAGCAAUCGAUACAACAACAAGCAUGCGCACAAAUGUCCGAAUUAGUAUACGUGCAAGCGGAUAUGGCACAGCUACAACAACAACAAUGCGCAGAAAUGCAGCAGGAGCAACAAUUUGAACACUACAAUCAGUUGCAAGUUACACAGCAACAGCAGCAACAACUACAACAUUACCCAGCAAGCACACAAAUUUCACAGCCUCUAACAUUUGUAGCGAGCGCCGAACAGCAGCAGGCGACACAACAACCACAACAACAACAACGAAAGUUACAACAGUUACAUCAGCAACAAGUACCGUUACAAAUGUCACAACCAUUGGUGAUGUGGGAUCGCGCCAAACAGCAACAACAGUCACAACAACAACAAGCAUAUCAGCUAUUAUUACAACAACCGCAACAAGCGCAACCAAUUGUAUAUCAAUUAGUGAAUGUCAACCAGGCGCCGCACACCGCCGACGCCGACGCCGUUGAACAAGCUCAACAGUAUUUGCAGUUGACCGCAGAGCAAAGACAAACAUCUAAUUUGACACAACGUGAAGUACACGAAGCGUCCACCACACAAGCGCAACAAUCUACCACACUCGAUACCGUUAGCGAACACUUACCGUAUAUGAGCUCAAACGAAAUGUUGCAGGUAAAUGUUUGGUUAGAACACAAUUAUGCCAUGACACCACUAUCACCCGCACUAUUAUUAAGAUCAUUGCCUUCACCAAAAGGUGUCUGUCGCAUGCGUACACGCCCACCGCCUAAACCAUUCUUCUACCGCAGAUUAGAGAAAAUUGACUACUUUCGCGAGUUGACGGCGCUCAAUAUUGCCGAAUAUCAGCUGCAGUGCACCAGUUUGGGCAAAUCAUAUUUGCAAGCGAAAAUUCGCACAACACACCUGCGUACGGUAGUGAGUGGCGAUAUACUGGCGGCGUUGUUGCCACGCCUACCGUCAGAUGUACUAAAACACUUGCAAUUGGUGCUGCAAUAUCUUGGUGAAUUUCAUUUUAAUACCUGGGAGCAGCGUCAGCAAAGAAAAUUAAUUUCGAAAUGCUCACAACGCACGCUGCACACCUUGUGUGCGCAUAUCCUGUUAUUAUUUUUCCAAUACUCAUCGUCAUUCCAAAGUAAAUGCUUGGAUUUGGCAGCAGCAGGGUGGCAAUUAGAGCAGCGCGACUGCUUGAGUGUUGAUACAGCGGGUGCGUCGACUCAACGAACAGAUAAUAUGCUUGAGGAUUUGAGUUUGGCCAUUGAUCCGUGUAUACUAACGGAGAUGGCAGCGCUUAAGCGUAAUUUAUGACAUUUCAAGGCAAAUUCACGAUGUGUUAAUAAUAACUGUAAAUAAGCAGUAAUUUUAAAAUUUUUCAUGUUAAGAUUAAUACUAAGGUAUUUUGUUGAAUAAUAUUAAACCUCCAAUGCACAUAUGUAUAUGCAUACAUACAUACUAUGUAUAUAACAUGUGCUUGUAGUAUUUAUAUAAAUAUCACACCUUCUUCGCUGAAUAGUCUGGCAGACUUUAAUACUUUUAGUAUCCAAUAUUUUAUUAUUACUUCACCAGCCAAAAUUAAAACAUUUUUUCAAGCAAUAUACUUUUUUUAACCAUUUUUCAAAACCGCUUUUCAAAACAUUUUUUUCAAAACCCGUUUUUAAAAGUUUUUUUUUAGAACAGUUUUUCAAACCCGCUUUUCAAAACAUUUUUUCCAAACCUCUUUUCAUACAUUUUGUUUCCAAAACAGUUUUUCAAACCUUUUUUUUUUAAGUUUUUUUUAAAACGGUUUUUCAAAACAUUUUUUUUCAAAACCGUUUUUCAAAACAUUUUUUUUCAAAAAAGUUUUUCAAAACUUUUUUUAACCGAUUUUCAAAACUGUUUUUUUCAAAAUCAAAAACGUUAAAAAAACAUUUUUUGGCUGUUAAAGUAAUAAUAAAAUUUUUUUAGAAAUCGCUCCUCGUCUGUGGUGAAAAUUGUUAAUUGUUAUUUUAUAGUUCUUAUUUGUUGUCAUACUUUAAUUUAAGAAGUGUAGAAGAGACUUUUCUAAAAGUACUAUAUACCUAUAAUAUUCAUUUUGAGUAUCGAACGAAAUGUGUGCUUUUUCUAAGUUCUCAAAUCAAUUUUAAAUCCUCAUUAUCUGCGCUGAUUUCCAACUAUCAUAAAAGGGAGUUAUUACUCACCAUAGCACUUUAACUUUAGGCGAAUAAAAUCUAACUUUUCCUCAGAGCGUAAAAGUGAGUGCAGCGUUAUAAACUUACAGUUACAAAUAUAAGUGUUUUUAUUUGAAAUAUGUAGUAGCACUUUAACCAAUGGUUACGUGGUCAUAUCAUAUCACAUUUCAACAACAGUAUUUUGAACAACAAAAAAUCUUUAGAAGUUGUAGAAAACAGGUUUUUGAAUUCACUUUAAUUUAACCAGCACUUUAACCGCCGGUUAAGUCUUUUUGUGCACAUGGAGGAUCUACUACAGCUGCUUUCAUAGCUCGGCAGUCUCGAGUGCCAAUUUAUACUUUAAAAUUGCAGUAUUUAAAAAACAACUUUGUAUUAAAAUACACUAUUAAUAUAUUAAUAAAUAUUAUAAGUUUUUUAAGUGUUAAAAAUAAUAAGUUAAAUCAGUUAUAGUAAUGUAAUAAUUUGCUGUUAAUAUAUGAUUUUUUUAUGAAUA
This is a messenger RNA of Bactrocera oleae (olive fruit fly), 8512 nucleotides long. RefSeq lists its product as uncharacterized. Lineage: Eukaryota; Metazoa; Arthropoda; Insecta; Diptera; Tephritidae. The record is from RefSeq and is a predicted model, not a curated record.